This is a messenger RNA of Syngnathoides biaculeatus (alligator pipefish), 3080 nucleotides long. RefSeq names its product nectin cell adhesion molecule 4a (gene nectin4a). NCBI's taxonomy places the organism in Eukaryota, Metazoa, Chordata, Actinopteri, Syngnathiformes, Syngnathidae. The transcript has 10 exons. The coding region runs from base 350 to 2197 and encodes 615 amino acids. Gene Ontology annotation, cellular component: adherens junction. Gene Ontology annotation, biological process: homophilic cell-cell adhesion; heterophilic cell-cell adhesion. The record is from RefSeq and is a predicted model, not a curated record.
CUCCGCCAACAGGUGGCGGAUUUUGCCGGCUUCUCUACUAACCUGGCAAGGAUUUGUUUGCCCGGUCCACGAGCCGCCAAAAAAACUGUCACGCAGCCGCCGCCAAACCGGAAAGUUGGCUUGCGGACGGGGAGGGAGCAUAAAAAGGUGUACAGGUAGAGCAAACAGGUGUACUCCCUGGCAGCUGACCCAGCCCUUCUGCUUUCACCAUGCGCGCCACCGACCGCCACAGAAAACGCAUUGACUAUUCGGACUACGGCUCCCUGCUGUAUUUGGGACCGGCGUGACCGCGUUCGGCAGCUCCGGCCGAUGACUUGUGAUCCCGAGCUACCGGCAAGUCUCGGGGAGGAUGAGGUCCCUGCUCGCACCUUCGCUCUGUCUCCUGGUCUCGUGGAUGUCUGUGACCCGAGGAGAGUUUGCGGAGCAGCCCCGAGAGGACUCCCUCCGCGCCCUGGCCGAAGAGGAGACGGUCCUGCCCUGCCGCUUCCAGCCUACGGACAGCGUCGUAGUGCAGGUCACGUGGUCCAAGGAGACCCGGGAGGGCUGGGAGCAGAUCGUCACGGCUCACCACAUUGACGGACAGACCGCUUUUGGAACAUGGGCCGGCCGGGCGCGCUUCAAAAGCAGCGACCCCACCGUCGACUCAUCUUUGGUGCUCCUGAGCACGGAGGUCUCGGACGAGGGACGUUACAGAUGUCACGUCAACUCCUACCCUUCCGGAACCUUCGACCGAGAAGUGACUCUCACGGUCUGGACCAUCCCGAUCUCCUCCCUGGACGCCGUGACCCUGGUCGAGGGUCAGUCGUACCGGCUGGCGGCAUCGUGCCGCUCUUUGGCCCGCCCGCCGGCGCUGCUGUCGUGGGACACCGAGCUGAGCGGUCAGUCCGUCAACCGUACGUGGGCAAACGGGGCCGUGGCCGCCCACUACUCUUUGCACCCUUUGAGGAGCAUGAACGGGAAGAGGCUCGAUUGUCUGGUGCGCCAUCCGACUCUCGCGGGCCCACGCAGGCACCAGAACAAGCUGGUCGUACACUUUCCUCCCGAUCCCAAGGUGUGGGGCUACGACGGGGACUGGUAUGUGGGUCUGGAGCACGCCGCCCUGAGGUGCGUGAGCGGAGGAAACCCCAAACCGCAGCUUUUCACCUGGGCCAGACUCGCCGAGGCCCUGCCCGAAGGCGCGAUCCCUCACCCCAACGGAACCCUGGAGUUCGGGCGUCCCCUCGGCCCGUCGGACGGCGGCACCUACCGAUGCACGGCAAGGAACGAGGUCGGCGCGGCCGCGGCCGAGUUGCAGAUUUCCGUGACAGGUAGACGUCGGUCGUCGAGCCUCGGCCGCUUCUUCCCUGCCCGCGCCGAGACCGCUUCCGGCUUUGCAGAGUCUCCCGAGAGGCAGACCGCGACGGAAAAGACGAUGAUGGUCGUGGUGGGGGUCGUCGCCGGGGGGCUGCUCAUCUUGAUGCUCGUCAUCAUCGUCGCCGUCACCUGCCACCAAAAGAAGAAGAACAAGAUGCUGAAGCGGGAACUGACCGAGAAGAGGGACGAAAUAAGCACCCUCUCCCGCCAAGCUUCGUUCAGGAGGAUGAAUUCGGUCAGCACCGACGCAAGAGGAGCGACGGAGGAGAGCAUCCCGCUGAGGGUGGAGGGAACCUUGUCCUCCCUGGGGGAGCCGGCUCACAGCCGCGAGAGCCACUCGAGUCUCUCGGGCGGGAGGUGGGCCGGAGGCGAAGGAGCGUACGACGACCUGGGUCGGCCGGUCCCGCUCAACUCGCGCGAGGGCCGAGGGAGGCUGUCGGAACGCCACGAGGAGAGCCGGCUCAGGGUGGAGACAUACGUGAGGAACAACGGCGGAUCGGCGCAGGGAACUCGCCUUCCCGCCCACGUCCCGACGCCGUCGCCCGUCCUCCAGCGCGGCGAGCUGCUCGACUCGAGGCCGGCGAGCGCCGCCCCGUCCCUGCGUCGGUCCCCCUCCAGCUGCAGCUCUCCGCCCGAGACUCGCGACGACGACGACGACGACGAAGGCCUCGGCGGUCGCGCCGGCCGGGGGUAUCCGGGUGACCGGGAGAGCCGCGGCAGCCGCUCCCAGGUGUCCGGGGCGCACGGCGCGGGCUACGGAGUCACGAAUGGCACCGGGAGCUUCAAAUCCGGGACCGUGGUCAGCCCGCACGCCUCCCUGGUGCACAAGGCCCAGAUUGUCUAGCAGGAAAACGCUGGCAACAGUGGGAGACUGACGCAAAGUACUGAAAGGAAACGUCUACCGGACCUACGGAGAUGCGCGUGGCCAAAUAUACGCCACUGCAAGAACUCCAAAUAUGGCAAACAUGAAGUAUUAUUUGCUCUCAGACCUCGACUUUAAGCCUUAAGAAUAAUAUUUGAAUACGAUUUGACUUCAAAAUGUUUAUUUUGUGCAUCCCCAUAUUGGAAAAAAUGCCUUGUGUUUAGCUUCAAACUACUGGAUACUGUUUUUUUUUUUUUUUUAAAUGUUAUUUUAUAGGCCUGGUAUCGAAAAUACGCAGAGGUGAGUAGAGUAACCAAAUACCGUUACGUUUGAAACAAAGGACUGAAAGUAAAAGCAGUCACCCAAAUGUUUACUUGUGUAAGAGUAAGAAAAGUAGUCAAUGAAAAUCUACCCAAGUAAUUUGUAACAUCUCAUAUUUAUUGAUUGAUUUUCCUUCGGUUUCCUCCCACAAUCCCCCAAAACAGUCUCGGAUUCAUCGGAGGCUCCAUAUUGCCCCUAAUCGUCACUGUUUACUUCGAGACGUAUGCCACGCCGCCUGUCCCGCAACCCUUGUGAGGAUAAGUGGCUCAGGUUUGUGUGUGUGAAUCGAGACACACCUGCCAGCAUUUUCAUUUUUAAGUGCCCCCCCCCCCAAAAAAAAAAAACCGCGCACCUUGGACCCGACAGAAACAUUUGCUUUAUUCCCUAAAAUGACUUUUUUUUUUUGAAGAAGAAGAAGAAGAAGAAGAAGAAGAAGCUGUUUGCUGACCACGAAUGGGGAUAUCGCAAAUUUUGCCAUAACCACUGGCCAAAAAAAAAAGAUAAAACAGCCAAAUCAUCUGCGACUUACCAUAAAGUGUUUUGU